AUGACGAAGGAAGCAUACAGCAAAAGAAGAAGAAAGGCGAUGAUCGGUUCUACUUCAUCGGAAAGCUCACCGGCGUCAGAAGAAGUAAUUGCGAGCAAUGAAGAUCUCCUUAUAGAGAUUCUCAGAUUCAACGUAAGUCUUUUAUAUGAAUCAUUGGAUGUUUACUUGGCUUUUGAUCCUACAAAAUCACCUCACUACAAAGUUGUUUUCUUUCAGCCCUGUUAUCAAUUUGAUAUCUACUCUUCCGAGACUGCGUCUUGGAAACAGAUUACUGUCGGUGAAUGUGAACCACUACGUGAUUGCCUUGAAGGUGUGUUUUGGAAUGGGGCAAUCCAUUGGUUGAGUCACGAGGAUGUUCACUUUAAAUUUGACGUUGAUGAAGAGAAGCUCAUCAAAACCCAUAAUCCUCCAAGUCCUAAAAUUCUUUCUGUGGACAAGACUAGGUAUUUUGGGGUAUGUGGUGGCCAUUUGCUUCUUAUUCAGAUGCGUUUGCGAAAUGCUAUGGGAUUCAGAAUCCUUGAGAUGGACAGGAUCUCCUUCCAUUGGAUCGUGAAAUGCCGCGUCAAUCUUAGACCCUUAAGUUCUGUAUUCCCUGAGAUAGACCUAGAUGACAGAAGCAGAAGAUACACAUUUCGUGUGCUCUGUGUUGUGAAGGGAGUCAGCGAAAAUGAUUUUGCGUUGGUGUUAGCUACUACUGGCAAAGUAGUUUAUUAUGAUCUCAAGGGCAAGAUAUCGAGGGUGCUUCUUGAUCAUUUGCCUCUACUUAACUUUCAUGCAUCAAUUUUUCACCGUUAUCCUUGUUCUCAAACUUAUCAAUUGGUUGAAAGUCUAUCCCCGUUUGAGAUAUCUAACAUGUUGGAGCCGAUGAAAUAA
This is a messenger RNA of Camellia sinensis, 873 nucleotides long. Lineage: Eukaryota; Viridiplantae; Streptophyta; Magnoliopsida; Ericales; Theaceae. The record is from RefSeq and is a predicted model, not a curated record.